AUGUAUUUUUUUAUAAUAUUUAAGGUACUUUUGGUUGGUGCAGGUGGAAUUGGUUGUGAGUUACUUAAGAACCUUUUGCUAUCUGGAUUUAAAGAAAUACACAUUAUUGAUUUGGAUACAAUUGAUCUGUCAAAUUUAAAUAGACAAUUUUUAUUUCAAAAAAAACAUAUUAAAAAACCAAAAGCAUUAAUUGCAAAAGAAAAUGCUCAGAAAUUUAAUUUAAAAGCCAAAUUGGAGGCAUACCAUUCAGAUAUUAAAGAUCCAAAGUUCGAUGUCUUUUGGUUUCAAAAAUUCACACUAGUAUUCAAUGCAUUAGAUAAUCUUGAUGCUCGGCGUCAUGUCAACAAAAUGUGUUUAACAGCAAACGUCCCUCUUAUUGAAAGUGGAACGGCAGGAUUCUAUGGACAAGUUCAAGUCAUUAUUAAGGGAAAAACGGAAUGUUAUGAUUGUAAUCCUAAAGAAAUACCCAAAACCUAUCCUAUCUGCACGAUAAGAAUGACACCUAGUUCACCUAUUCACUGCAUUGUUUGGGCAAAAAACUAUUUGUUUCCACAUAUCUUUGGUUUCGAUGAAAAUAUACUUGACAUAGAAAUCUUUGAAACUGAAGAACAUAACAUAAACAAUCUACAUACAGAAAAGAACUUUUUUAAAAACAUUAAAGAUUCUAUAGGCAAUAAAGAUUUCCCUAAAAGAUUAUUUAAAAAACUUUAUUAUGAUGAAAUUAUAGAAUUGAAAUCUUUAGAGGAUAUAUCUAGAAUAUUAAAAACAAUAAAUCCUCUUUCAUAUGAGGAUUUAAAAUUAAAAUCAUGUGCAAUUGAUAAAGAAAGAUUAAAAAAUGGUCAAUUAGUAUGGACUAUUGAAGAAAAUUUUCACAUGUUUUUUUCAAGUUUGGAAAAUUUAAGCAAAAGAUUUCUUUCGUUAUCAGAAACAUCUUCAAAUAAUAAGCCUGUUAUCUUAUUCGAUAAAGAUGAUGAAGACUCUUUGAAUUUCGUAUCAGCGUCAGCUAAUCUUCGAUCUUAUAUUUUCGGUAUUGAACAAAAGUCAAAAUUUAAAAUUAAACAAAUGGCAGGAAAUAUUAUACCCUCUAUUUCUACUACAAAUUCUAUAAUUUCUGGCAUUUGUGCUUUACAAGCAUUUCAUGUAUUAUCUAAUAAUUUAAAUUCUCUAAAAACAGUGUUUUAUUCACGACGCCCAGAAAAAGUAUUUAAUAGCGAAGCUGCAAGCCCUCCGAAUCCUCAAUGCAAGGUAUGUGGAGUGGCAAGAUCUAUAUUUUCAACAAAUAUUCAUCUUACAACACUUAAAGAUUUAGUUAUAGAUGUUUUACAAAAAGGAUUAGGAUAUGGGAAAGAGAUAAGUAUUAUAAGCGAUAGAUUACUAUAUGAUAUUGAAUUUGAGGAUAAUCUUGAUAAACUACUUAAAGACAUUGGUGUUCAGAAUGGAACAUUUUUGACUAUUAUUGAUGAAGAAGAUAAUGAAGAAGAACCAAACAGAAAAAAUCUAAUAUUAGUAAUAGAAGAAAAAACCUUUGAAAAUGCCGAAAAACCAUAUUCUAUAUUAAAUAUUUCAAUUCCUAGAUAUUUACACAAUUACAAAACUCAAGAAAACAAAACUGAUGAAGAUAAUGAAAAAAAUAUUUCCGAUUUAAAAAGAAAAUCCGAUUUAUCAUAUCUUGAAUCUGAUACAAUUUCUAAAAAAACUAAAACAAAUCAUAUUAUUAUCGAUGAUGAUGAUAGCGAUGUUGUUAUAUUAGAUUCUACGUGA
Messenger RNA from Pneumocystis jirovecii RU7, 1761 nucleotides. RefSeq names its product E1 ubiquitin-activating protein UBA2. Lineage: Eukaryota; Fungi; Ascomycota; Pneumocystomycetes; Pneumocystales; Pneumocystaceae. Gene Ontology annotation, biological process: protein sumoylation. The record is from RefSeq and is a predicted model, not a curated record. The transcript is spliced from 11 exons. Gene Ontology annotation, cellular component: cytoplasm; SUMO activating enzyme complex. Gene Ontology annotation, molecular function: SUMO activating enzyme activity. Bases 1 to 1761 code for a protein of 586 amino acids.